GGGAUAUGUUUUCAUCUGUUCUCUUGCCCCAGCCUGCAGAGGCAGCAGCUUCUAGGCGUGUUUACAUCGUGUGGCAGAAAUGUCUCUGAAGACGGUGGGCGCCACAAUAGCUCGCACGUUCUUAGCGAGAGGAAACGGGACUCCCCCUGUUGCUAGAUCCCCAAAAGUGAACAGAUUUUCCACCUCCUGCUCGCUGUCUGCAGGGAGGCAUCAGGGGGAAAGUCAUGAACAAAUUUCGGACAGGCCGACUGGCGACGCGUCCUCACCCAGCGAGGCGCCUCAAAUACGAGCAGCCGGGGACAAAAAGCGAACCAAGGAGCCCGUGGGUGCUCCGGGGGUCCCCGGUGUGAGGAGACGGUCGUUCACCUCCAAGGCUGAGCCCAUGGACCAGAGAUCCUACCUGUGGGCUCGCUACAGUGACAUGAAGCGGCUGGUGCACGACCUGAUCCCACCAGGUGCAUGUAAGUCUCUGAACUCCAAUGCCAUCUAUGCUAACAACGAAGUCGACUUGGCCGAGGUGGACAUCUACGGCUUCGACUAUGACUACACGCUGGCUCUGUACUCAAACGCCCUCAACACAAUGAUCUAUAACACAGCAAGAGGCUUCCUGAUCGAACACUUCAAGUAUCCGGAGGGCAUCCGCAAAUAUGACUACAUCCCAAACUUUGCUGCUCGGGGUCUUCACUAUGAUAUCCAAAAGGGUCUACUCAUGAAGAUAGAUGCCUUCCAUUACAUUCAGCCUGGAACGGUGUAUCGGGGAUUGAGCCCAGUGCCAGACAAGGAGGUCCUUCAGCUCUACGGGGGGACAUACCAUGUGCCCCUGCAGCAGGACAGCGGUUUCUAUGGAAAGGGACCAAAGGUGAAGCAGUUCAUGGACAUCUUCUCCAUUCCUGAGAUGACUCUCAUGGCUGUGGCCAAUGAUUUCUUUAUCACCAAUGACAUUGAAUAUGAUCCAGUUCACCUCUUCAAGGACGUCUCUGAAGCAAUUGGUAUGGUUCACCUCAAAGGCUACAUGUACAAAUGGGUCAUGCAAGAUCUCGAUAAUUUCAUUCUGAGAGGAGAAGAGACCGAUGCUGUUUUGCAUCGACUGGUCAAUCAUGGAAAGAAACUGUUCCUCAUCACCAACAGUCCCUUCAGCUUUGUGGAUAAAGGAAUGACACACAUGGUGGGAAAAAACUGGAGAGACUUCUUUGAUGUUGUCAUCGUGCAGGCAGACAAACCUCACUUCUUCACCGAUUGUAUCAAACCUUUCAGACGCUUGGAUGGUAACGGAGACCAGCAGUGGGAAAAGAUUACCAGCCUGGACAAAGGACAGAUUUACAAACAGGGAAACUUGUUUGACUUCCUCAGACUGACCGGCUGGCGAGGAUCAAAGGUUCUUUACUUUGGAGACCAUCUUUAUAGUGACUUGGCUGACCUGACGUUGCGACACGGCUGGCGUACAGCAGCCAUAGUGCCUGAGCUGGAGCAUGAAACCAAAGUGGUUAGCACCGACAAAUAUUCCCUGAACCUCACCUGGCUGCAAGCUUUAACCGGUUUGAUGGAGCGCCUGCAGACGCACCGAGAUGCAGAGUCUAAACAGGUUUUUGUGGAAUGGCAGAAGGAAAGAGAAGAACUCACGGCGAUGACAAAGAACCUGUUCAACCCUCAGUUCGGCAGCAUCUUCCGAACGUGUCACAACCCCACCUACUUCUCCAGACGUCUGAGCCGUUUCUCAGACCUCUACAUGGCCUCUCUGAGCUGCCUUUUGAAUUAUGACCUCUCGUACACUUUCUACCCUCGCCGCACACCUCUGCAGCACGAAGCCCCUCUGUGGAUGGAUCAGCUUUGCACAGGCUGCAUGAAGACGCCGUUUCUGGAGGAGAUGUCUCACAUACGAUGAGAGAAUCAGAGGAUGAGAGCUGUGCUCUCCUGAGAUAGGAUUUCACAUUUUAGGACUGGCAAACACUUGAGAUAGCCUGAGGUUAUCUUCCAUACAGAAAUGUUUCUUUUUAUCUAAGAAGGUGCAGCACAAUUCUCUCUACAGGACACAGUUCAGCAGAGUGAAGACUUUCCCAUUGAGCUCACCAGAGGGUGCUAUAGAUCCAGCAGCCAGCAUGUAAACAUGUACUGCAGGGCUGACAGACAGGUUUCUGCCGAAAUAAAGCUAUGGAAUACUGGGCUGCAAUCGCACAAUUUAAACAAAUAAAGGACUAAAAUCUUUUCGAAAUAUGUGUCUUAUUACUGUUCCUAUACUGUAUGCUACAUAUUAUGUAACUGUGGAUUACAGUGAUGCAUGUUAAUUCAGGAUGACUGGAUCAAUGGUUUUACACACAGAUUUGAAGCUCAUGUAGUGAGGUGUGUGUGUACAAUAUGGUCUCUCUGAUAAAUAUCUUGCAUUUAUUUAAUUGGUCGUUUGGUUGCUAGGCAGCGCAGCAUCCAUUCAUCACCACCGUAGUCGGCAUCACAAAUUCUUUCACUUCCAGCCGCCCGCCUGAACGCAACAGCAAAGGUACUGUACUCUGUCUGCUAUGCUAUGGGGUCUGUACAGUAAAAUGUGUAAAUGUUGUUGUUAUUGUGUGUCAGAGGUUUCAGCUGAAUUCUACCAGCUGGAAGAAGCUGGUGUGGCGGUGUAAGUUUUAUCGUGCUGUCCCGUCCAGGAAUCGGUGGUGUAGCUGCUGUUUGUUACUACCGUUUUAAUGCAAUGUACGGUUGUUGUGAUAUAAAUACAUGCUGUAUUUUAAUGCAGGUAAUUAUUAAUAAAGACUCGCAUUAAGCUACUCAAA
Stegastes partitus (bicolor damselfish) is the source of this 2765-nucleotide messenger RNA. It is a transcript of the gene nt5dc2, whose product is annotated as 5'-nucleotidase domain containing 2. Bases 80 to 1882 code for a protein of 600 amino acids. The transcript has 14 exons. The record is from RefSeq and is a predicted model, not a curated record. Lineage: Eukaryota; Metazoa; Chordata; Actinopteri; Pomacentridae. Gene Ontology annotation, molecular function: 5'-nucleotidase activity.